AUGCAUGUCGAGGACAACCCCCGAGCUGUUAAGAAGACUUCUUUUAGUCAUGAAGAUCGAAUUGAUGGUCACUUCUUUGCAGUUGGACAAAUGGCCUACGAAAGCAAUGGCAUCAGAGGAAUCCUCAAUUCGCCAUUCGUCUGUGGUGCAGCUCUACUAGCAUCGUUUGGCGGGUUAUCCUUCGGCUAUGACCAAGGUGUCAUCUCCUUAAUCCUAGUCAUGCCUCAAUUCAUCGAUCAAUUCCCUGAGAUUGACACUGAUGCCCCCGGCUACGGCUUUAACGUCGGCUUCCUUACUGGAAUGCUAGAGCUCGGCGCUUUCGUGGGAUGUCUAUUCUUCCCAUACCUUGCUGACCGAAUCUCAAGGAAAUGGGGCAUCAGCAUUGCCACUGGAUUCUUCUGCGUCGGUGCGAUUAUGCAAACCGCAGCCAAUGAAUAUGGUACACUUGUUGCAGGCAGGUUUAUUGGCGGAAUAGGUGUUGGCACAUUGGCUAUGGGUGCACCACUCUAUAUCUCGGAAAUUGCACCUCCCAAUUUGCGAGGCUCUCUGAUGGUACUCGAGGCCAUCAGCAUUGUCAUAGGAGCUGUUGUCGCGUAUUGGAUUACAUAUGGCACAAGAGCGAUUGAUGGAGAUUGGGCGUUCCGGUUGCCAUUCUUUCUCCAAAUGAUACCGGCCUUGGUCGUUGGUUUUGGAAUCCAUUUGUUUCCAUUCUCGCCUCGAUGGCUCGCCCUUCGUGGCCGGAAAGAGGAAAGUCUACUAUCGCUAGCUCAGCUGCGACGAUUACCUCCGUCGGAUGAGACAGUUCAGUCAGAAUGGAGGGGCAUUAUCACAGAAGUCCGAUUUCAAAGAGAGAUAAUGCACAAUCAAUAUCCUAACACAGCACCAGCAAUGUUGGAGCUCAGGGGAUGGUUAGAUCUCUUUCGUCCUCGAUAUCUCCGCAGAACAGCUGUAGCCAUUGCUAUCCCUUUCUUCCAACAGUUUUCUGGCAUCAACGCCUUUAUGUACUAUGCGCCUACGUUCUAUUCGAGACUCGGUCAGAGUUAUGACAUGUCUUUGAUUCUCUCCGGGUUAGUGAACGUCGUCCAACUCGUGGCUAGUGUCCCCACGCUACUCUUUUUGGAUGGCAUUGGCAGACGAAAGCUUGCCAUUAUUGGCGGGGUUGCUAUGGCUAUUCCACAUCUCAUAAUGGCAGGUAUAUAUGGGAGCUUCAGCGAUAGCUGGACUUCUCAUAAGGGGGUCGGUUGGUUUGGUGUGGCUCUUAUAUAUAUCUAUGUUGCUUGUUACGCAGCUUCAUACGGACCCCUCGCUUGGGUCCUCCCGGCUGAAGUAUUCCCAAGUUCAAGACGAGCAAAAGGCGUUGGUCUCGCGACUGCAACUAUUUGGUUGGCCAAUUUCAUAAUUGGUGUUGUGGUUCCCCAAAUGCUAGUUUCACUUGGAUGGGGCACUUUUCUGUUCUUCGGCCUAUUCUGUGUUGCUGCUGCCUUAUUCUCGUUCUUGUUUGUCCCGGAAACAUCAAAUAAGUCUCUCGAGCAGGUUGCAGGUGUGUUUGGUGAUGGUUUUCGUCACGACGAGCAAGAGAUUCAGGCACGAAUUGAACGAGAGGUAUGGAAUGAAACCAGUAUGCAGGCUUAG
Molecule: messenger RNA, 1632 nt
Organism: Penicillium mononematosum
Lineage: Eukaryota; Fungi; Ascomycota; Eurotiomycetes; Eurotiales; Aspergillaceae
Product: sugar porter family MFS transporter
Exons: 5
Coding region: 1-1632 (543 amino acids)
Biological process (GO): transmembrane transport; carbohydrate transport
Cellular component (GO): membrane
Molecular function (GO): carbohydrate:proton symporter activity
Source: RefSeq, a predicted model, not a curated record